Ahaetulla prasina is the source of this 3661-nucleotide messenger RNA. RefSeq names its product basic leucine zipper ATF-like transcription factor (gene BATF). Gene Ontology annotation, biological process: regulation of transcription by RNA polymerase II. The transcript has 3 exons. Gene Ontology annotation, cellular component: nucleus. The record is from RefSeq and is a predicted model, not a curated record. NCBI's taxonomy places the organism in Eukaryota, Metazoa, Chordata, Lepidosauria, Squamata, Colubridae. The coding region runs from base 287 to 667 and encodes 126 amino acids. Gene Ontology annotation, molecular function: DNA-binding transcription factor activity, RNA polymerase II-specific; RNA polymerase II cis-regulatory region sequence-specific DNA binding.
AGUUUCCGCCCACGUGACUUUCAGUGAAGUCCCUUGAAGCUUCCGAGAACCCACACCAGCUAAAGGGAGAGGCGAAGCGGCGCGCGAGAUGCAUUGCUCUGAAGGCCGAGGGACGUAACUGCUGACAGGCGCGGUGGGAGAAGGGAAGAGAAAGUGACCGGCCGGCUCAGAGGACGCCGAAAGAAAAGGAGAGAAAGUGUCCAGUUUAAAGGAAAAGGCGGGCAAAGACCGCGAAGGCCAGAAGGAAGAAGGAAAGGGAGUCGACAGGCAGGGGGUGCUGCGAGCCAUGCCCCAUAGCUCUGACAGCAGUGACUCCAGCAGCUUCAGCCAGUCCUCUUCAUCCAGCAAACAGGACUCUUCUGAUGAAAUGAGGAAAGUACAAAGAAGAGAAAAGAAUCGCAUCGCAGCUCAGAAGAGUCGGCAGAGACAGACAGAGAAAGCAGAUCACCUGCACUUGGAGAGUGAAGACUUGGAGAGACAGAAUGCGGCUUUGCGGCGAGAAAUCAAACAUCUAACAGAGGAACUGAAGCAUUUUUCCACAGUGUUGAAUUCCCAUGAGACUCAUUGCUCGAUUCUCCAGACACAACCUCCAGGGCCUUCAGAGGUGCUUUUUACCCCACUUGCUUUUCCUCAGAGCCAUAUCAGCUCAUCUUGUUUCCAGCACUGAUAUCAAUACUUGGAUUGAAAAAAAAGCUUGGAUUCCAUGCCUAGAACAAUGAGAUGAGGUUUCUGCCUUGGACAGCUCAGAAUAUCUAGCAGAUGCUCUGCCUAGCAGAAUGUGGAGUCAAGAUGUCUUGGAUCCGACCUUGGGCGGAUAGCAGGACAUAAAAGAAGUGUUGCUGCCAAGGGCUUGCGUUGGUAAAUGAGAUCCAGACAACAAGAUAACAACAUAUUUCUGUUAUUUGCACUGAAGUACUGCAUAUUGAUGUGUGUUCUUUUGCAAAAUGUGUACGCUACUGGCUCUAGAAACGUGAUUCUCAGAAAGUAGCUAAAAGUAAUUCAUUAUUUUCCUAAAUAAAAUUUCUUUUUUUUAAAAAAAAACUGACAUAUUUUAUUUUAAAGUCUGAUUUUUUGCUUUUAUUUCUAUCAAUUCCUCCCCCACCUGGUUCCAAGCCCUUAAUCAAUGGGACAAGAAAAACAUGUCUGUGAGACAAACAUUGGUUGUAUUAGCCCAGCACAACAGAUCACACAGCCAAACUUUAGCUUAGUGUGUUCUGUAGUCCCAUCCUUUGCAGUUAUUGAAUUAAUUCUGAAACUGAUUCACCACGGAUGUCUGGCAUGAACGCAGCCACAGGUUUACACUGAUCAUAUUUUAUUUUUAUUUAUAUCCUACCUUUAUUAUAUUUUUAUAAACAUAUCUAACACUCCUAUUUUCCCCACAACAACAAUCACAACCUUGUGAGGUAAGCUCGGCUGAAACAGUAUGAAUGAUCCAAGGUUAUCCAACCCGCUUUCGUGGCUAAGGUGGGACUAGAAUUCACAGUCUCCUAGUUUCUAGCCUGAUGCCUUAAUUACUAGUCCUACCUGCCUCUCAUAAUUAGCAGGUGCCUUUUUGUUUCUUUAUUCAAUGUUAGUUAUUAGUGUAAGGUGGGGAUGGGAGGCAAGCAGGACUUCAGGAGUUGAGAAAGAAAUAUUAAUUCUUUGUUCUUUUCCUAGUCUGGGUUUAGAACUCCCUAGGUAUCCUGUUAAGUUAUUUAAUAGCUGGAACAGUAAAGUGUAUAAUGGGCCAGAACACAUAGUUGUAGUUGAUUAGUUGGAGAGUGUAGGCUCCUGCCCGAGGGCCGUGGUGGCUCAAGGCUGUAAGAAGCCUGUUAUUAAAACCAGCUGCCUGCAAUUACUGCAGGUUCUAGUCCCACCAGGUCCAAGGUUGACUCAGCCUUCCAUCCUUUAUAAGGUAGGUAAAAUGAGGACCCAGAUUGUUGGGGGGGCAAUAAGUUGACUUUGUAAAUAUACAAAUAGAAUGAGACUAUUGCCUUACACACUGUAAGCCGCCCUGAGUCUUCGGAGAAGGGCGGGAUAAAAAUGUAAAAAAAAAAAAAAACCUACAUUAUGAUUGGUUGCUGGGUGUAAAGGGAGAGUUUCCUUUUUUUCCUGCCUUUUUCUUCUCUGUGCUCUGUAUGCUGUUCUAUGAUCUACCUGACGAUUUACCUCAUAAUGUAGUGAUGUGCCUGACUAUCUUGUUUGCUGUAAAUAGAAAUGUAAAAUAUAUUUAUUUAUAUAAAACUACAAGUUCGUGUCAGCGUCUCUGACUCCAUUUAGAUACCGACUGCGCAACUAUAGAAAAUAUGUCAUAAAAGCUACUAAUCAUAUAAUACAUAAAAGAUGCAAAUUGUACAGUCCUUUAAUUGAUUUGAAAGGAGAGUUUAACAUCUAUAUAUGAUAACACUGUGAUGCAGAAAUUAGAAGUAACAUCCAUUUACCCUGUUACAUAAAAGCACCAGAACUAUGUUUUCCCCAACUGACUUUUAGUCCCUUGAAUGUAUUAUCAGAUCUGGCAGAUGCUUGUAUUCAAUGGUAGCAUGCAUAAUCAGCACUAUGUAUAAGGCCUCUGUGUUUAUUAAUAUUAAAAUUAAAUUCUGGAUGAACAGUUUUGUUUCCAUUUAUUUAGCUGAUCUCAAAGCUAAUCUGCCAUUCUCAGGGAAGCUAGAGGCUCGGGUGGUUCUGAAUUGCUACACAUAAUAACAUAAACACAUUUUUUCUUUCAAAAGUUUUGAUAAACAAGGGAACGUGUUGUCCUUGUUUUGGAGAACAUAUUCCACUGUUAUACAAAUAUUUGUUAGCAUCAGGGGUUUAUUUCCAGUGAUUAUGAAAAUAAUUUGUCCAAAAUCAUAGGGACAAAUGCUAAUGGAAAACCCCAUGAAAUACCCCUUGGUUGGGGUUUUUUUUGUUUGUUUAUUUUAAUAGCUGGGGAAUUAUAUAAAAUGAUGCCUAAUAAAAAGUCCAGAUAGAUAGUUUGCCAGCUGGCUAGUUAUUUUGAAUUCCUUUCUUACCUUUAUAUACAGUAGGUCUGUGUAAAUCACUUCUCAAAUAUCUUUAACAGUUUGCUCCUUUCCCCCUUGAGAGACAGCCAUUGUUUUCCCAAGGUCAGCUGUAAAUUCGUUUACAAUAGUGACUGCAGUUAUCUUACCUGAUUGCAUUGGAUAUCAGAACUAUGAACUUUAUUUGGGUUAAUUAUUUUGACACAGAGUAUUAGACCCCUUCCAUCCUGGACAUGAACUGUUUCAACUCCUACCCUCAAAACGACGCUACAGAGCACAGCACACCAGAACAACUAGACACAAGAACAGUUUUUUCCCAAACGCCAUCACUCUGCUAAACAAAUAAUUCCCUCAACCCUGUCAAACUAUUUACUAAAUCUGCACUACUAUUAAUCUUCUCAUCGUUCCCGUCACCCAUCUCCUUCCACUUAUGACUGUAACUUUGUUGCUUAUAUCCUUAUGAUUUAUACUGAUAUUGUUUCCUGAUUGCUUAUUUGUACCCCAUGACUAUCAUUAAGUGUUGUAUCAUUAAGUGUUAAAUUUGUACCCUAUGACUAUCAUUAAGUGUUGUAAGCGUUGUACCUUAAUGAAGGUAUCUUUUCUUUUAUGUACACUGAGAGCAUAUGCACCAAGACAAAUUCCUUGUGUGUCCAAUCACACACUUGGCCAAUAAAAAAAUUCAA